GACUUUUCUUUUUCGUUGGGCCUCAUCUCUUGCAAUUGUUCGUUGUCUCUUCAUCUUCUUCACCUAGCCUAACCUCUCAGUUCUUAUCACUGAUCUUCUAGAUCUGGGAUGGGAUUCGACAAACAGGAGGGGUAUGGAAAUUCCCUUGUCUCUGGCCUCGAAAAACAUGACGGGGACAAUCAAAAGGAAGACGGAGAUCUGGGCAACGAUGUUCUUGAGUUGGAUGGCCUAAAAUCUGCAGAUUUGGUUGUUGAUGGUGGAACUAUUGGUCCGGAUUCUGAAGAUGGACGAUGAUGAGGAUUUUGAUGAAUUUGAGUCCCAUGUCAGCCUAUCUGCAGAUUUGGGUGUUGAUGGUGGAGCUAUUCCGGACUCUGAAGAGGGAUCCGAUGAUGGGGAGUUCGAUGUUAUUGUUCCAGACUCUGAAGAUGGCAACAAUGAUGAGAACUUUGAUGUUCCUGAGUCCACUUGCAGCUAAGAACAUUAUCUUUGUGAUAAAUUUCUUAGAUUUAACUGUUCUAUGCAUUCCGUUUUCCUCAUUUGCAUGCAAAUACACUCUCUGUGAAGUCUGAGUCAUGUAAAACCACUUUUCAUCUACAUGCACAUACUCAUACAUAUCUUGAAACUGUGGAGCUGUUUCCAUACUUCCUACAUGCAGUUUACUUAAGCAAAACUCUAACCUUCGUACCUUGUUAUCUUCUGUCAAAUAAGGUUUGAUCGGGUUAGUAUGAGCCUUGAUUUUCCCACACCUUAUCAUCCUGUGAAUGGUACUUUUUGACACACAGACUGCCUUUGCUAGUGCUCGAAUGGUUCGUCUCUUGGUGGGGGACACAGCUGAGACCUGCUCAACCAGGUUAUUGGUAAGUUGGGAGGCAUAUUGAAGGCAAGAGACAAAGAUGAAGAAAGAAGCCUGCCUUCUUGAAGAAAGAAGAAAAAGGAUACACGGAAUAAAUGUGGAAAGGAGAGAGGAGGAUAUGCUGACACACAAGAUAGAAGGAGGGAAAAAUUUCAUCUUUUAGAAGCUUUACCGCCAAUUCCUUCACUUUAUUGUAAAUAUUUUUUUUAAUUAUUGGUGAUGAUUGUAAUGAUUGCAAAAAGCAAAAAGAUUGUUUGGGCUACUCUAUGGGAUAUGUCAACUUUUUCUAUGG
Cuscuta campestris is the source of this 1145-nucleotide messenger RNA. The record is from the annotation of a GenBank genome assembly. Lineage: Eukaryota; Viridiplantae; Streptophyta; Magnoliopsida; Solanales; Convolvulaceae.